AUAUCCUGGGUGUUACAGAAAAUGGCAUUUUUAUUAUUUCUAAUGAAACAUGGGGGGCUUUAAGAGGUUUAGAAACACUUAGUCAAUUAAUGUGGACUACGAAAGAUCAAUCUCAUGUUUUUGUUAAUCGAACGUACAUUGUCGAUUACCCUCGUUUCAAACAUCGUGGAUUAAUGAUUGACACUUCUAGGCAUUUUAUAAGCAAAUCUGUUAUUUUACUGAACUUGGAGGCUAUGAGUUAUAAUAAAUUAAAUGUUUUACAUUGGCAUAUUGUGGAUGAUCAGUCAUUUCCAUAUCAAAGUGAUGUAUAUCCUGAACUUUCGGCUAAAGGUGCUUAUCGAGAAGAUUUAGUUUAUACAUCGAAUGAUAUCAAAGAAAUUGUGGAGUUUGCCCGAUUUCGAGGCAUUCGUGUUAUUCCCGAAUUCGAUAUACCAGGUCAUACUCGAAGUUUGUCACUUUCUCAUCCAGAAAUUAUGUCACAAUGUCAAUAUGAUUAUAAAAAUCUUGCAUAUUACGGGCCACUUAAUCCAGCUUCAAAUAAAACAUACGAGCUUUUAGAAAAUUUAUUUAACGAAGUUUUUCAAUUAUUUUUAGAUGAUUAUAUUCAUCUGGGCGGUGAUGAAGUAGAAACAAUAUGUUGGGAGCGUGAUCCUGAAAUUCUACAGGGCGUUGAAAAUCAUGAUCAAUCCAAUUCAAUAUUUUGGAUUAACUACUUUUGGAGAUGUGUACAAAAUCUAGUUACCCAGAUAGGCAAGAAAAAUCCUCAGUCGAAACGAAAUUUAAUUCUGUGGGAAGAUGUCGUAGAACAUGUAACCGAUCUUAAAAAAUCGAUGUUUGUUCAAGUCUGGAAAAGUCAUCCAUUCUCUCAUUUAUCUAAAGGUUUUAAUAUUAUCUAUUCAAGUUGUUGGUAUUUGGAUUUACUUAAUGAUAUUAAGCGUUGGACAGAUUUUUAUCUGUGCGAUCCAUCCAACGAUGCUCCACUGGAAACUGAACGACAAAUUCUAGGUGGUGAAGCUUGCAUGUGGAGUGAAUACCAAUCGGAUUAUACAGUUCUAACAAAAAUUUGGCCGGUUACAAGUGCUGUUGCAGAACGUCUUUGGAGUGCUAAAGAAAUAAAUGACUUAGAAUUUGCCGGUCCGCGCAUUGAAGAACAACGAUGUCGUUUAAUCAAUCGUGGUAUACCAGCUGGUGUUCUUCUUGGUCCAGGAUAUUGUGAUAGUACUAAACAAAUGACAACAUGGAAUAUCGAUGAAAUUAUAUUAGAUGAACAUAAAAAUAUUAAAAAUAUCAUGAAGCGAAUGGAACCAAAUAAUAAUAAUCAUGACAUUUAUCAAAAUAAAAAUAAUGAUUAUAGACCUAUUAAUUUAUGGAGUGAUAAAGAUUUGUUCAUUGGUAUUUUCAUCGGCAUUUUAAUUACAUCAUUAUUUCGCCAUUGUAAUUUUUUAACAUUUCGAAAGGCUAAGUGUAAUUUAUCUGUUAUACGUACAGUAUGUUUAUGUAUUUUGAUUUUUGUAAUAUUAAUAAUUUUCUUUAAUCAUAUGUAUUCUGUAUUUGUAUAGAAUUUAAGUGGAAAUCAUUAGUUUGUCUCUACUACUACUAACAUACAUUAUUGCAUAAUUUUCGUGGAACCCCCAUUAUAUUGCUUAUUAGCAAUUAGUAUUGAAAAAUUAGUUAUUUCACUCUGCACUUUUUAUACUCUUAUCCUAUUUAGUGUAUAUAUAUGUUGUGUUGUUGCAAUUUGACUUGAUGAUUCUAAUGUUCUCUUUCGUACUCUUUGUCUCUCUGUACGGAAUACCUAUUUACUUUUGCUAAGCGUUAAGUGUUUUUAAGACGCUUCCCAAGACGUAUAUCUACCUGUCUAUCCAAAUAAUUAUGUAGUUGUUUGUAAUCAUGUUUUAUUUGUGUAUGUAUGUAUUUCAUUUAUUCUUUCCUCCUUGUCUUAUACCACAUUACUUUAAUUCAUCCUAUUCAUUACUGUUGUAUCUUACGUAAGAAGAAACUUGUACUGUCUUUAAUAAUCGUGAGAAGACAUGAAUCUCUUUGUCAUUGUCUUUCCUAUUACAUAUUACACAUAAAUCUCAGUGACUGAAGAAGAAGCAGGAAAACUAAUUCACAGUGCAGUCAGUAAUAUACUAUUCUUAUAUUAUUUUAUUCCUAUUAAAGUUGUUAUUGUAUUGUCUUGUUAGUAUUAUUGCUUACGUUUUUUACCUUGCAUGCUUUUUUAUGUCAGUUUGUUUCUUCUUAAACAAGGAACAAAACCAUUUGUCCUUGUGUAUUACACUAACAAAUGGUGCUCUGUUAUAUUCAUAAAUGAUGCAUACUUAUUUAUUCAUUCGUUUGUUGACCUUCUUUAACUUGUAUGUGCUCAGCGUUCUUCAUGUUUUAGACUUAUGCUUUAUUUCUUAAAUUUCCCAAAUAUGAUUGAUAUUAAAUUUUCAGUGGAUGUUUGUUCAUUGAAAGGAAACUUUCAGUCUGUUUUUUUAAACCGAAAACAUGAUUUCUACAUAUAUGUGAAGUAAAAUAUACGUAGAUUUUUCG
Molecule: messenger RNA, 2538 nt
Organism: Schistosoma intercalatum
Lineage: Eukaryota; Metazoa; Platyhelminthes; Trematoda; Strigeidida; Schistosomatidae
Source: the annotation of a GenBank genome assembly